Neomonachus schauinslandi (Hawaiian monk seal) is the source of this 4598-nucleotide messenger RNA. RefSeq names its product TNF alpha induced protein 3 (gene TNFAIP3). NCBI's taxonomy places the organism in Eukaryota, Metazoa, Chordata, Mammalia, Carnivora, Phocidae. Bases 279 to 2651 code for a protein of 790 amino acids. Gene Ontology annotation, molecular function: DNA binding; zinc ion binding; K63-linked polyubiquitin modification-dependent protein binding. Gene Ontology annotation, cellular component: nucleus; cytoplasm. Gene Ontology annotation, biological process: protein K29-linked deubiquitination; protein K33-linked deubiquitination; cytoskeleton organization. The record is from RefSeq and is a predicted model, not a curated record. The transcript has 9 exons.
AGCGGGCCAAGUGCAGCGAGCUCGGAGCCCGUGGGGGCGGAGCGGUGACAGCAGCCGCCGGGACAAGUGCGGCGGCGGCGGCGGCGGCGGCGGCGGGCGGCAGCAGGCGCGAUCCACACCCCCGGCCGGCCGGGCCAGCGAGCGAGCGCCGAGCCCGACGUCCAUGGGGCGCCUCCUCCGCGCGGCCCCGACCCCCGCCUGCGGCGCGCGUCUGCCCUGACCUGGACUGAGGACUUCGGAGGAGGAUCGCGCGGCCGGGACAGGUGUUGCAGAGCACAAUGGCUGAACAACUCCUUCCCCAGGCUUUGUAUUUGAGCAACAUGCGGAAAGCUGUGAAGAUACGAGAGAGAACUCCAGAAGACAUAUUUAAGCCUACCAAUGGGAUCAUUCACCAUUUUAAAUCCAUGCACCGAUACACACUAGAAAUGUUCAGAACUUGCCAGUUUUGCCCACAAUUUCGGGAGAUCAUCCACAAAGCUCUCAUUGACAGAAACAUCCAGGCCUCCCUCGAAAGCCAGAAGAAGCUCAACUGGUGUCGAGAAGUCAGGAAGCUGGUGGCACUGAAAACGAAUGGUGAUGGCAACUGCCUGAUGCAUGCUGCUUCUCAGUAUAUGUGGGGUGUUCAGGACACAGACCUGGUCCUGAGGAAGGCACUCUUCAGCACUCUCAAGGAGACGGAUACACGCAACUUUAAAUUCCGCUGGCAGCUGGAGUCUCUUAAGUCUCAGGAAUUUGUGGAAACGGGGCUUUGCUACGACACUCGGAAUUGGACCGAUGAAUGGGACAGCCUCGUCAAAAUGGCAUCCACAGACACACCCAUGGCCCGAGGUGGACUUCAGUAUAACUCUCUGGAAGAAAUACACGUAUUUGUCCUUUGCAACAUCCUCAGAAGGCCAAUCAUUGUCAUUUCAGACAAAAUGCUGAGAAGUUUGGAAUCGGGUUCCAAUUUUGCUCCCUUGAAGGUGGGCGGGAUUUACCUGCCUCUCCACUGGCCAGCUCAGGAGUGCUACCGAUACCCCAUCAUUCUCGGCUACGACAGCCAGCACUUUGUACCCCUGGUGACCCUGAAGGACAGCGGACCUGAAAUCCGAGCUGUUCCACUAGUGAACAGAGAGCGAGGAAGAUUUGAAGACUUAAAAGUUCACUUUUUGACGGAUUCUGAAAACGAGAUGAAGGAAAAGCUCUUGAAAGAGUACUUGAUGGUGAUUGAAAUCCCUGUCCAAGGCUGGGACCAUGGCACCACCCAUUUGAUCAAUGCCGCAAAGCUAGAUGAAGCCAACUUACCCAAAGAAAUAAAUCUGGUAGAUGAUUACUUUGAACUUGUCCAGCACGAGUACAAGAAAUGGCAGGAGAACAACGAGCAGGAGCGGAGAGAGAUGCAUGCUCAGAAUCCUUUGGAACCUUCCAUUCCGCAGCUUUCUCUCAUGGACAUAAAAUGUGAAACCCCCAACUGUCCGUUCUUCAUGUCGGUGAACACGCAGCCGCUGUGCCACGAGUGCUCAGAGAGGCGGCAAAAGACCCAGAGCAAAUCCUCAAAGCUGCACUCCAAGCCAGGCCCCGAGGUGCUCCCUUGCAUGGCCCUCGGGGCCUCCCGGGGCGAGGCCUAUGAGCCCGUGGGCUGGAGUCCCGAGGAGCCAGCUGGGGGGCCUCAUUCGGCCCCUCCGACAGCACCCAGCCUCUUCCUGUUCAGCGAGACCACUGCUAUGAAGUGCAGGAGCCCCGGCUGCCCUUUCACGCUGAACGUGCAGCACAACGGACUUUGUGAGCGCUGCCACAACGCCCGGCAGCUGAACACGGGCCACCCCUCGGACAGCACGAGGCACUUGGACCCCGGUAAGUGCCGAGCCUGCCUGCAGGAUGUCACCAGGACGUUUAAUGGAAUCUGCAGUACUUGCUUCAAAAGGACUACAGCAGAGCCCUCCUCGGGCCUCAACUCCAGCGUUCCUCCUUCCUGUCACCAGCGGUCCAAGUCAGACCCCUCGCAGCUCAUCCAGAGUCUCUCCCCACAUUCUUGCCACAGAGCCGGGACCGAGGCUCCCUCCGGCUGCCUCUCUCAGGCCACGCGGACUCCAGGGGACAGGACGGGGACGAGCAAGUGCAGAAAAGCCGGCUGCAUGUAUUUUGGGACUCCAGAAAACAAAGGCUUCUGCACGCUGUGUUUCAUCGAGUACAGAGAAAACAAACAUUUUGUCACUGCCUCCGCGAAAGCCAGUCCCACGGCCCCCAGGUUCCAGAAUGCUGUCCCCUGCCUGGGCAGGGAAUGUGGCACCCUGGGAAGCACGGUGUUUGAAGGAUACUGUCAGAAGUGUUUCAUCGAAGCUCAGAGUCAGAGAUUUCACGAAGCAAAAAGGACCGAAGAGCAAUUGAGGUCGAGCCAGCGCAGAGACGCGCCUCGAAGCACGGCGAGCGCCUCCAGGCCCAAGUGUGCCCGGGCCUCCUGCAAGAACAUCCUGGCCUGCCGCAGCGAGGAGCUCUGCAUGGAGUGCCAGCACCUCGGGCAGCGAGUGGGCGCGGGGGCCCGCCGGGGUGAGCCGGCUCCCGAGGAGCCCCCCAAACAGCGCUGCCGGGCCCCCGCCUGCGAUCACUUCGGCAACGCCAAGUGUAGCGGCUACUGCAACGAGUGCUUCCAGUUCAAGCAGCUGUACGGCUGACGGAUGCGGCGGGCCGGCCCGGCCCCAGGGACCCUCGAGCCUUAGCCGGCAUGGUGCUAGCCCCGAAAUACUGCGAUGCCGCAGCGGGGAGCUGCGGGCGGCUUCGAGCAGCGGCGGAGCGAAGAGGAGCUCGCGGUCGCGGUCACGGUCGCCGCCAACCUGCCCAGGUGGCCUUGGAGCGAGAGCGAGGCCAGUGACUGGCCGCGGAUGGCGUCCGGUCCAGCCCGGGGCUCCUCCUCCUCGCCUCCCACGGAAGGCCAGGAACUUCAUGGACUUGGAAUGUGUGCCGGGACUGCUUCAUCAUCUCGGGAGAAAAGGGAGAAGACGCUGGGGUCAGGCGGGCUGGGAACCCCGGAGCCGUACCCCCGCCCAGCCCGACGCCGCCGGGCUCCGAGCCGUGGAGCUGACCCGCCGCGCCCACAGGCCGUCGGCCGCAAGUUCAGGAAGCUCAGGGAGAACGGACGGAAGGACGUAUUCAGAGUGUCAGGGGUGAAUGGUCUUUCCCUCCCCGCCUCGUCCGUUUCCCGUGGACACGGCAGCCACGGAGCCAUCCACAGACUGUGGUUCUGAGGCUGCUGAGACCGAAUCAGUUCACACUGAAAAGCAAACCAGCUGCUCUUUACAGUAUGCACCUUGGAAAAAAUCAGAAUAUUCUAGUAGGAAUAUGUGUGACGCUUUUGGGUAUCACUGUCUUCACUUCUAAAGAAGUUAGCCUGAACUGAGGUGUGCAUAAAAGUGUGUACAUUUAUAAUGUACCCUUAUAUUAUGUAUGAGGGUUUUUUUUUAUGUUGAAAUGCCGCCCUAGAGAUUUAAGUAGAAGACUGAAUAAUAACCUAUUUUCUGGUUGUUGUUGGGGCGCCAUCUGUAUACAGCUUGCAUGAAUUCAACCAGCUGCCUUGUUAAAGUGAGUUCCCUAUUGUGUCUAUGUAAUUCACUUUAUUUAUUUUAUUUCAAACUUCAAGGGUAUUUAAAUGAAGACGUUUCUUCUGCUCUGGGUAAAGCGCUUGCUGUAGUGUCUUCUUGAAAUAAUAUAUUCACAUUGAGUCCUCUUUCAGGCGAGUUCCUGAGUACCUUGGGGAUUUGGUCUCUUUGAUGUACUGUGGUUGUCUUCCCUAAGAAAGAAGGAAUUGCAUCAAAGAUGUAUUCAUUAAAAGCUCAGGCUUCUUAAUGAAACUUGGGUCAGAGCCUCUUGCUAGCCAGACGGGGAAAAAAAAAAACAAAACUGCUCUCCACGGUAGACAGACGCCUUGAAUAUCCUACCUCCUUAGAGAUAAGAUUGGGAAGGAAUGGGGAUGAGACUGGAGAAGGUCACCGGGACGAUGUGACCUUUAAUGACAGUUUUAUUUGCUGUGUUAACGCUGUGUCCUGGCAGUGACCUCACAACCAGUGGCAGCUUAGCGCUGGGACAGCAAAACCCUGUGACCAUGAGCAUAAGGAAACUUCUUUCUGUCCUCAGCCUGCAGUUUCUGUUUGCUUUGUGUUGCUGUCCUACCUGUUCUAGAAAAAAAGGGGGAAACACAUUGUCCCCAGAGGUAAAGGCUGCCAUUUUUUUUUUUUUUUUUUGGGUCUGGAACUUAUGACCUGAAAAUAUGAGCAAUCUGUAACUCUACACAGCCUUUACCUGUGUUAACCUGACAUGUUUGACACCUCGAGUGCCCUAAGUCUAUUUCCUGAACAUAAAUCUUCAUUUUUUUCUAAAGAUCUCAAAUAAACUUCAGUGUUCAUCCAGUAAUUCUAAAGUCAACAUUUUAAUAUUUUGUGUGUAUCAAUAUUUUCAUUCUUAAUGUGAAAAAAUGGAAUUAUUUAUACUUAUUAUAGAAAGCAUUUGAAAUUUGCACAUUUAGUUGUCCCUAAUAGAGAGCUGUUUACUCUGUUGGAUUCUCUCAAGUUUUCCUAAGUAUGUGUAACUUUUCACAAAAGUCAAUAUUAAAAAAUAAAUUAUUUAAG